GACACGGCUUCCACUUCCCAGAGCUCAAUGCCGAGGAUGUCGAGCUCCUCAACCCAGAGCAGAAGAAGGCGUGCGAGGAGACGCUGGCGCACGCGCAGCAGGCCCAGCGGGUCUACAAGUCGGCGGCGGACAUCGGCCAGGAGGCGCAGGAGGCGGCGAGCACGCUCAAGGAGCUCCGCGAGAAGGCGUGGCAGCAGGAGCCCCUGCAGUACCACAUGAAGGAGCAGCUGGAGCUGGAGGAGAAGAAGAGGGACCAGCAGUAG
This is a messenger RNA of Prorocentrum cordatum, 263 nucleotides long. Lineage: Eukaryota; Dinophyceae; Prorocentrales; Prorocentraceae. The record is from the annotation of a GenBank genome assembly.